CCCGCCGUCCUUUGCGCGACAGCAGGCGACAAGAUGGCGGCCCGAGGGAGACGGGCGGAGCCUCCGGGCCGGGAGGCGCCGGGCCCGGCGGGCGGAGGCGGCGGCGGCGGCGGCGGAGGCGGAGGAGGCGGCGGGAGCCGAUGGGCCGAAUCGGGGCCCGGCACGUCUCCCGAGAGCGGCGACGACGAGGCGUCGGGCGCGGGGUCGAGCCCGGUGUCGGGCGGCGUGAACUUGUUCGCCAACGACGGCAGCUUCCUGGAGCUGUUCAAGCGGAAGAUGGAGGAGGAGCAGCGGCAGCGGCAGGAGGAGCCGCCCCCGGGCUCGCGGCCCGACCAGCCGGGGGGCGCCGGGGACCCGAAGAGGAAGGGCGGCCCGGGCCCCACGCUCAGCUUCGUGGGCAAGCGCAGAGGCGGGAACAGGCUAGCCCUCAAGACCGGGAUAGUUGCUAAGAAGCAGAAGACGGAGGAUGAGAUAUUAACGAGUAAAGGCGACGCCUGGGCCAAGUACAUGGCGGAGGUGAAAAGGUACAAAGCCCACCAGUGCGGGGAUGACGAUAAGACGCGACCCCUGGUGAAGUGACCCGCUUCCCGCCGGCCUCGGGGGCCCCUCCCGGACUCUCUGCAGAUGCACUAAACUAUUUAAGGCCAGGCCAAGCGGUUCAGCCUUCCUCCCACCCCUGAAGGACUCACGCACAGGAGGAGAGAAAGAGACCCCCCAGACGCCUCCCCCCCUCGCAGCCCGGACUGACCUAGCCACUGAGCCUCCUGGACUCUGGAUCCCCCUCCUGGAUCUCUCCCCUCUCUCUCUCUCUCUCUCUCUCUCUCCCCCUCCCUCCCUCCCCCCCUCCUUCUCUUGUCUUGACCCGAGCACUCCUCAGACUGCUUCAAACAGUGGUGCACUGUGCCCUGUCUACCCGCCUUCCCCCCCACCUCUGUCUCUGGCUCUCUCUGGCUCGUUCUGCGUGCCUCUUCUGGAACCCCCACACACACCCCUCCCCACAGCAUCAUUUCAUUGUUUUCUGGGAAGUAAAAAAAAAAAGAACUUGACUUUCGUUCUUCA
Molecule: messenger RNA, 1059 nt
Organism: Erinaceus europaeus (western European hedgehog)
Lineage: Eukaryota; Metazoa; Chordata; Mammalia; Eulipotyphla; Erinaceidae
Gene: TRIR
Product: telomerase RNA component interacting RNase
Exons: 3
Coding region: 34-579 (181 amino acids)
Molecular function (GO): 3'-5' exonuclease activity; 5'-3' exonuclease activity
Source: RefSeq, a predicted model, not a curated record